AGAAACCGUCCCGGCCACAGAGCAGGAGCUCCCGCAGCCACAGGCCGAGACAGUUCCAGCUGCCCUCCCUCCUGCAGCCCCUGCUGCCACUUCUCCUGCCGCAGCGCCAGCUGUUCUUCCUGCUGCUCAUUCUCUGACUCCAGCCCUGGGCCCAGCUGCCCAGGCUGUUCCCACGGAGCCGCCCAGCUCUGCCCCAGCCGUGCCCCCAGCCCCUCUCUCCCCUGCCGUGGUCCCAGCUGCAGCAAUUCCUGUCUUUUCUGCCCCUCCCCAGCCCUCUGCCCCAGCUCUGCCCCUCCCAGUUACUUCUUCCCCACCUCCAGCUCCAGUUCCACCAUCCCCAACUGGUUUUGCUGCCCAAGGUUCUCCAGGGCCUGCUGCUGUCCCAGUCAGCCCAGCGUCUGCAGGACUCCCAGUCCCAGCGUCUCCAGUUCUGGCUGCUCUUCCUGCUGCAGGACAGGCAGCCCCCCAGCAGCCCCCCCAUCUCCAGCGAGUCCUGGCUGUCUCCCAGCUGCUCUUACGCCUCCUCUGAAAGUCUCUACUCCUCCCAGCCCCACCGGAGCCACAGAAUCAGCCCCUCACCCUGCACCUCCCAAGAGCCCCGGGGCAGCCCCAGCUGCUCUGCCUCUGGCACCUCCCCCAGCAGCAGCCCCUGCAGGUGCCACAGCUCUUCCCCGGAGCCCCCCUGCGAUGCCAGUGCACCCUGCUGCACCUCUGCCCCCUCCAGCUGCCCCGCUGAGCCCAGCCCUGGCAGCCACCAUCUCUCCACCCAUCUUCCUGUCUGCCCCCAUGGCGCUGGCCCCUCUGCUGCCAGGUGGCACAGUCCCCUGCACCACUGCUGCUCCCCUGCGGGGCCCUGUGUCUGGUACUCCCAUUUGUCCGCUGGCUCCAGCUGCUCCUCCUGGGACCCUGACCUGUCCUGUGGGCCCUGCCCUGGCAGCCCCUGGCACCCCUGCAGUUCCCCAUUCUGUGGCCAGGCCACCCCCUGGGAGCCCGAUUCCCGUGACAGCCCCCGUCCUGCUCAGCCCAUCUCCAGCAGCUGCCUUGUCCCCCUCAGGGCUGCCACCAGCAGCAGCAGCUCCAGUUAAAGCAGCUCCAGUGAUCCCUGUCUCACUGCCAGCUGCUGUGACUGCUGCUCCUGCCAGUCCCCUUCCUGUCACACCAGAGAUGGCAGCUCCAGCCACCCCUCCUGCGGCCAAAGGAGCGCCCCAGAGCCCGGUACCUGCUCCACUGACUCCCUCUGCCCCUGCUGCACCAGCUCCUGUGGUUCCUCCUGCUGCCACCAAAGCAGCACCCCAGAGCCCAGUCACCAGCCCGUCUGCCCAUGCUGCUGUGGUUUCUGCAGCUGCCCCAGCUCCAGCUGCCCUCGCUGCCAACGAAACAGCUCCCCAGAGCCCUGCUGCUGCCACUCCAGCUCCUACGGCUGCUGCCACCAAAGCAGCUCCCCAGAGCCCUGCUGCUGCCCCUCUCUUCCUGCUGCUGUGAUUCCUGCAGCUGCACCAGCUCCAGCUGCCCCUGCUGCCAACAAAGCGGCUCCCCAGAGCCCUGGUGCUGCCACUCCAGCUCCUACAGCUGC
Molecule: messenger RNA, 1573 nt
Organism: Meleagris gallopavo (turkey)
Lineage: Eukaryota; Metazoa; Chordata; Aves; Galliformes; Phasianidae
Source: RefSeq, a predicted model, not a curated record